Molecule: messenger RNA, 1110 nt
Organism: Peniophora sp. CBMAI 1063
Lineage: Eukaryota; Fungi; Basidiomycota; Agaricomycetes; Russulales; Peniophoraceae
Source: the annotation of a GenBank genome assembly
AUGUCCUCCCCCGAAAUCCCCACGCUCUUCACACACAUUCAAGUGGGAAACAUGCCACUGCAGCACAGGAUUGUGCUCGCACCCUUAACGCGCUUCCGUGCCGACGACGACUAUGUACCCUCCGAGUUUGCUGCUGAAUACUAUGCUCAACGCGCCAGCACUCCCGGUACCCUCCUCAUCUCCGAAGCCACUAUCAUCGCGCCGGAGGCCGGCGGAGCUUAUACCAACGCACCGGGGAUCUGGGACGAGAAACACAUUGAGGCAUGGAGGAAGAUCGCAGACGCAGUGCAUGCGAAGGGCAGUUUCCUGUUCAUGCAACUGUGGGCUCACGGCCGUACGGCUCACCCGGAACUCCUGAAGAAGAUUGGCCCGUACGACGUGACCGCGCCGAGCGCCAUCCCUCUCGACGAGAAGUAUGCGACCCCAGGACCGCUCACUGUCAAGGAGAUCAAGGAGUUUGUGCAGUUGUAUGCUCAGGCGGCGAAGAACGCUGUCCGAGCAGGUUUGGACGGCAUCGAGAUCCAUGGCGCGAAUGGAUACCUUCCCGAUCAGUUCUUGCAGACCAACACCAAUCAGCGUACGGACGAAUACGGAGGGAGCAUCGAGAACCGCAUCCGCUUCACCUGCGAAGUUGUCGACGCCAUUGCAGCAGCCAUAGGUCCCGAGCGCACAGCACUCCGAUUCAGUCCUUGGUCGCCCUUCAACGCAAUGCGCAUGCCAGACCCAGUCCCAACGUUCAGUGCUCUUGUCAAUCAUCUUGCCAAGCACCAGCCGCGUCUCGCAUUCUUACACGUCGUCGAACCACGUAUUGGCGCCGGAGAUGACGUCAAAGCGAUCAGCGAGAACGAGAGCAACGGGUUCGUUCGCGAUCUAUGGAGUCCGAGGCCGCUUGUGCUUGCAGGAGGGUUCACUCGCGAGACAGCGCUAAGAGAGGCGGAGCGCGGUGAGAACGUGCUCAUCGCUAUGGGACGGUACUUCACGUCGAACCCGGACCUUCCAAGGAGGUGGGUGCAAGAGGCGAAGCUCACACCGUAUGACCGGAGCACGUUCUAUACAAAGGGCGCGAAGGGGUAUACCGACUGGCCGUGCUCUCAAGAGUCCAAGUUGUAG